CCCCCCGGACUCACGUAACGGUCGAUAGAUACACACACACACACACACAACAUGGCUCUCAAAAGAAUCCACAAGGAGUUGAAUGACUUGGCCCGUGAUCCACCAGCACAGUGUUCAGCAGGUCCAGUUGGUGAUGAUAUGUUCCACUGGCAAGCCACAAUAAUGGGACCGAAUGACAGUCCCUAUCAGGGUGGUGUAUUUUUCCUGACCAUUCACUUCCCUACAGAUUACCCCUUUAAACCACCUAAGGUUGCAUUUACAACAAGAAUCUAUCAUCCAAAUAUAAACAGUAAUGGCAGCAUUUGUCUUGAUAUUCUACGGUCACAGUGGUCUCCAGCAUUAACUAUUUCAAAAGUUCUUUUGUCCAUCUGUUCACUGUUAUGUGAUCCAAAUCCAGAUGAUCCCUUAGUGCCCGAGAUUGCACGUAUCUACAAAACAGAUAGAGAAAAGUACAACAGAAUAGCUCGGGAAUGGACUCAGAAGUAUGCAAUGUGAUUACAUUAAAUAUGUUGACGAACCUCUUAAAUACAGCUGGGGGAACUUUCAAAACAAAUUUCUUUUGUUUCCAUUUGACUGCUUUCUUUGAGCCCACGCCUCUUUCCCCUGUGCACAUGUUCACCUGAUCCAGCAGGGCUGCGUUGUUUUGUGUACAUAUUUGGAACAGCUGAUUGAUAGAGAAAUGCCCCCUUUUCAAAUUGUUUGAAAUUCUGACUGCUUACAAAGAGUGUUUAAUGUCCAGUUCUUCAGUCAUAACUUUUUGUGAGACUAAAAGCAUUCCUAGUCCUAGUCAACCAGAUUGUUGGAAAUUCAGGGUUUUCAAGUGCUUCCAGGGAUGGGGGAACUUUUUUUUCCUUUUAUAUAAAAAAAUGUAUUGUUGGUGGAAUCCUUUUAAACUCAUAAUGGUUAUGAAUAGAAUGAAGAACUUGAAUCUGUUUAGCGUGUUGCAGUUUUUAUGCUGAAGAAUACAAAUCUACAUUCUAGUUUAAUGUUGGGACAAAGUUGAAAACACACUCGGGGUCCUAUGAAAUUAGACAGUCCGUUCAGCUCAUCUCCCUCACAGUUAAAUGGAUUGGAGCUAUUAGACCACCAUUCAGUUUUCCGAUGCCUUUGGGUUGAUAUUUGGCUUACAGUGAAUGAAUAGCUAAUAGCUCUAAUUAUUUUUUGUUUUUGUUAACUAAUCUUAGAAGCCUCAACUGGAUGUAAGGGUAAAAAUUCAUACGACAGAAAACUUAUGUAUAUUUAAUGACCCAAAGGCUCCCCUGGAGCUUGUAUGUUCGAAAUGAUUAAUCUGUGUAAUAAAUUGAUUACUAAAGUCAUUAAGCAUUUCUCUGAGCAGGGUAAUGUAAACGGAUAAUUAAACUCUGCUGCCUUCAGUGACCAGUCUUUCAAACAAUGGCCGUGCUUAAGUCAAAGAGAUGAGAACAGGGCAGCUGAAAUCUUGUAACCUAGAAAAUACUUUUUAUGGUAAUAAAAAAAAUCUAUUUACAGUGGCUAAUUUGCUGGAAACACCAUAUUUGAAAGCCACAGUAAUUUCAUGGUAGCUAUUGUAUCUUUAUUGUUGAGAGUUGCCAUCAUAACUAUUUACGGAUUAAUAUUGGGUGGGCAUUUGUCAGGAUCGCCAAUAUGGGCCACUUGGAACUCUUUCACUAUACUUUGUGGUUGGACUUAUACAAUCUGGAGAAUUGCAUUGGAUAUAAAUGGUCAUUGGCUUGACUAAAAUUUAUUUUGCAGAUCUUAUCGCAGGAAAAAUGCAUAAUUGCACCAGUCAUUUUUUUUUUUGGGGGGGGGGGCGGGGGGUGGGAGUGGGGGGCUGUGUAUUAAAUAUGUGGUCUGGUUGUAUAACAUGUGCACCUCGCGUGUAUCUGGGGAAUUCUACCAUAUAUCUUAUACCCUGGAUGCUCACUAUGAUUCAUUAGUCAUGCUGUAGCUGUGGUUUGUUGAAGUGGCUGUCCUUCCAGAUAAAGCACCCAUCUGAAUUAUUUUGCAAAUUGUAUUUCUUUCACUGUCCUUAAUCCUUAAAGGAGCUGAUCACUCUGGUUUAUGGGGAUGAGUACUUCAAACUUUCCCUCUUCUCCAUCCCAAACAAAAUCUAUUUUCCUCCCAAUUUACAGUUUUUGCAAGUCUUAAGCCACAUGUGCAUGGAGACUUGCCACAUCUCUUAUGACUGGAGUCUCAGUCAGGUGAUUAUCUGACUGAGACCUCCCCACCCCCCGCUCUCUGGCUAGCUUGACAGAAACUUGGCAUCUUCAGUGAUCCUGGUACUUCACGGCCUCCUAUCAGCUGUACAAAUGCUCUGAUUGGCAUCACCGUGCUUUGUAUUCAAGUGCCAGGAUUGGUGUUCUAGAAGAAAGGAUGAUGGUUGCUCUCCAGAGAGAGAGUAGAGGUGCCUUUGGUAGUAGCCAGAGAGAAGCCCAUCCAGAUGCAUCUUCUGGUCAAGACCUGGUGGAUUUAUGCAAGCUGCUUUUGGACACGCAGCACAAACUCCAUGUAGAAUGUUUCUAACUGGCUUUGUGAAGGGGAUUGUUUACUUUGAAAGUACUUCUACCAAUGCCUCUUGAGUGAAAUUCCCCUUUAAGUGAAUAAAACUAGAUGUCUUGAAAAA
This is a messenger RNA of Callorhinchus milii (elephant shark), 2602 nucleotides long. RefSeq names its product ubiquitin-conjugating enzyme E2D 2 (UBC4/5 homolog, yeast) (gene ube2d2). Gene Ontology annotation, biological process: ubiquitin-dependent protein catabolic process; protein K48-linked ubiquitination. The transcript has 7 exons. The record is from RefSeq and is a predicted model, not a curated record. Gene Ontology annotation, cellular component: nucleus. Bases 52 to 495 code for a protein of 147 amino acids. Gene Ontology annotation, molecular function: ubiquitin conjugating enzyme activity. Lineage: Eukaryota; Metazoa; Chordata; Chondrichthyes; Chimaeriformes; Callorhinchidae.